Lachnellula hyalina is the source of this 1845-nucleotide messenger RNA. It is a transcript of the gene YOR378W, whose product is annotated as Drug resistance protein. The record is from RefSeq and is a predicted model, not a curated record. The coding region runs from base 1 to 1845 and encodes 614 amino acids. NCBI's taxonomy places the organism in Eukaryota, Fungi, Ascomycota, Leotiomycetes, Helotiales, Lachnaceae. Gene Ontology annotation, biological process: transmembrane transport. The transcript has 3 exons. Gene Ontology annotation, molecular function: transmembrane transporter activity. Gene Ontology annotation, cellular component: membrane.
AUGUCUCUCGAAACUCCUCUAAAAAUAGGGGUUGCUCCCAGGGGCAAUACAGCUAGAUCAAGUCAUCUCAGUGACAAUAAGAAUAAUACUUCUUCAACUUCCACACCUCUUUCCAAUUCUCACCAUGAUGUUUUGGGUCAUGUCAACGAAGGUGCCCUCACGGCAGCGUGCCAGGAAGAAAUCACGAGGACCUCGACCCUCGGACCUCGGAAGGAAGAAAGACAACAACAGGGAAACCUAUCCCCUGCUGUCGAAGAGUCCGCCGAAUCUAGGCUCGAGCGUUUGGGGAGGCAGAGACCAGAGGCUUUUGACUCGAUCUGGGCCGAAAUCGGGUUUGUCUUCUCCAUAUCCAUGUCACAGGUCCUGUCCGAAUACUUUGUGUCUGGAUUUACUGUCAUUCUGCCCACUCUAGUCACAGACUUGCACAUCCCAGCUGCCUCCUCAACAUGGCCAGCAAGUGCCUUCUCAUUGACCGUUGCGUCUUUCCUCCUGAUCUUUGGGAGGGUAGCUGAUAUGAAAGGAGGCUACCCUGUAUACGUCGCUGGACUUGCCUGGCUUACCCUUUGGAGUUUGAUUGCUGGCUUCUCUGUCAACGAUAUCAUGCUCAACUUCUGUCGUGCGCUUCAGGGGCUCGGCCCGGCUGCAUUCCUGCCCUCCAGUAUCAUGAUCCUCGGAAGUACCUACCGACCUGGUCCGAGGAAGAAUCUUGUUUUUAGUAUAUAUGGCUCUUGUGCCGCAACAGGAUUCUUUAUUGGUAUAUUUUUCGCUGGAGUGGCUGCCGAGUACACUAGAUGGGGAUGGUACUUUUGGAUCGGCACGAUAUUGACAGCCAUUACAGCCUUAACGUCAUAUCUUUGCAUACCUUCCGAUAUCACGGAGAAGCGAAAUGCGCCUAUUCAGCCUAAGAUGGAUUGGCUCGGUGGGGCACUUAUUGUUUGCGGCUUGAUCCUGUUUACAUUCGCGCUGAUCGAUUCCUCGCACGCCCCGCAACAGUGGAAGACGCCUUAUAUCUACGUUCUGUUCAUCGUCGGCUCGUUGUUGCUUCUCUGCGCCGCAUACGUCGAGACAUUCGUCGCCUCCCAACCGCUCCUGCCAGCCUCGCUAUUCAAAGUCCCCCGCAUGCCAGCUCUCAUCUUCGCUCUGCUGCUCACCUACGGAUCCCUAGGUAUCUUCCUCCUGUACACCACCUUCUACAUGGAGAACAUCAUGGGCGCGACUCCUCUCCAGGUAGUAGCCUGGUACGUGCCCAUGGCUCUCGGCGGCUGCAUGAUCGCCACGUUCGGCGGCUUCGUCCUGCACCUCCUCCCCGGAACAGUCCUGAUAACCAUCGCCGGCGUAUCCUGGAUCAUUGCACCCCUACUAUUCGCCAUCGCGCCCCAGGGCGCCAGCUACUGGGCCUACAUAUUCCCCGCCAUGAUCUGCGCCACCGUCGGCAUCGACAUCACGUUCAACGUAGCCAAUAUCUUCAUCACGACUUCGCUUCCGCGGAAACAGCAAGGGCUGGCAGGCGCGGUGAUCAUGCUGCUGCUGCAUCUUGGCAUAGCUGUCUUCCUUGGAUUCGGGGAUAUCGUGAAUACGUAUACGGUGGCGAGACUGGGGGCGCGCGAGAGCUAUCAUGCGGUGUUUUGGUUUGAGGUUGCGUGUGCGGCUGUGGCGUUGACUAUACUGGUGCUUUUUGUGAAGAUUAAGAAGGCGGAGAGCGAGCUGACUGUGGAGGAGAGGGAGGAGAUGGAAGUGAUGGAAGCGAUGGCUGGUAACAAUACGGUGGAGAAAGAGGGUGGGGGGAAUAAGCCUACGGAUGGCAGUGGUAAAGAAGGAAGAGAGGACGCUGAGGCUGGCUUAUGA